Molecule: messenger RNA, 2607 nt
Organism: Styela clava
Lineage: Eukaryota; Metazoa; Chordata; Ascidiacea; Stolidobranchia; Styelidae
Source: RefSeq, a predicted model, not a curated record
AUGGGGGUCCUGAAAAAAGUUGAAAGUUCUGAUUGGGCUUCACCCAUUGUUCCAGUAUUGAAAGCUGAUGGUUCAGUGAGAAUUUGUGGGGAUUUUAAAGUAACAAUAAAUCCUGAAUUGGAUGUCCCUGAAUAUCCCUUGCCUAGACCUGAGGACCUAUUUAGUAAAUUGAAUGGGGGACAGAAAUUUUCAAAGCUUGAUUUAUCAGAAGCUUAUCAACAAGUUUUACUUGAUGACGAAUCUCAAAAAUAUGUCACUAUUAAUACUCAUAUGGGGUUAUUUAGAUAUUUAAGGUUACCAUAUGGGGCAGCUUCUAGUCCUAGUAUUUUCCAAGAAACUAUGGAGAAAAUUCUCCAGGGAUUGCCAAAUGUGGGUUGUAUUUUGGAUGAUUUGAUUGUCACUGAAAAAGAUGAUGAUAGUCAUUUGCAAUUUCUUGAUAAACUUCUAUAUAGAUUGAAUUCAUUUGGUGUAAAAUUGAAACGUUCUAAAUGUUGUUUUUUGCAACCAUCUGUUGAGUAUUUUGCUUUUAUUGUUAAUGCAGAAGGUAUUCACCCUUCUCCGAAAAAGAUUGAAGCAAUAAUGGAAAUCCCUAGCCCUGAAAAUGUAAAAGAAUUGCAAUCUUUUCUUGGUAUUGUAAAUUAUUAUCGUAAAUUUAUACCUGCAAUGUCUACCAUUGUUGAUCCUUUCAAUAAGUUACUGAAAAAGGGUAUGAAAUGGAAUUGGAAUAAUGACUGUAAAAAAGCUUUUGUGAAAUUGAAAGAUAUAUUGGUGUCAUCUGAAGUGCUAGUACACUAUGACCCUGAAAAACCAUUAGUACUUGCCACUGAUGCUUCAUCUGUAGGUAUUGGUGCUGUAAUUUCUCAUAUACUGCCAAAUGGUGCUGAAAAACCUAUUGCAUAUGCUUCUCGUACUUUAACAAGUGCUGAAAAAAAUUAUUCCCAAAUCGAGAAGGAGGCACUAGCAAUUGUAUAUGGUGUAAGAAAAUUUCAUGUGUAUUUAUAUGGUCGAAAUUUUAAAUUGUUGACUGAUCACCAACCUUUAACUAUGCUAUUGAGUCCAAAACGUGGUAUACCUGUUUUAACUGCAACCAGAUUGCAAAGGUGGGCUAUAAAACUGUCUGCAUAUAAAUAUGAAAUAUGUUAUCGAAACACGAAAAAUAAUGGGAAUGCAGAUGCAUUAUCCCGAUUGCCCAUGAAAACAGAUCAGUCUGAAAUACGCGAUUGUUGGGAAGAAGAGGCAACGAUUAUGAACAUAAACCAAGUUCAUACGCUUCCCAUAACUCCUGCAAAGCUCCGCCAUGCAACUGAAAAUGAUCCAAAGCUCUCACGGGUGUUGCUGUAUACUAUAAAUGGUUGGCCUGCAAAGGAGGAAAUUACAAAUGAAUUGUUGCCAUUCCACAGGAGGAAAGAUGAAAUUACUGUGGAAGAAAGAAUAUUGCUGUGGGGAAUAAGAGUUAUUAUUCCUGAAAAGUAUAUUGCAGAAGUACUAGAUGAACUGCAUGAAAAUCAUCCUGGUAUGGUUCGGAUGAAAUCAUUAGCCAGAUUGCAUGUUUGGUUUCCGAAUAUUGAUGAAAGAAUUGAACAGAAAGUCAGAGAUUGUUCAAAUUGUCAGGAAGUAAGAAGUCCUGCGAAUAAAACGCCUGGAAAUCCAUGGAUAUGGCCUACGAAGCCAUGGCAAAGAAUUCAUAUUGACUAUGCUGGUCCAAUAAUGAAUGAAAACUUUCUGGUGGUGGUCGAUGCUCAUUCUAAAUGGCCUGAAGUGUUGAGAAUGCCUUCAACUACUUCUGAAAAGACUGUUGAUGCAUUGAGAUCUUUAUUUUCGAAAUAUGGACUACCUGAAAUAUUGGUAAGCGACAAUGCUCCUAACCUGUCAUCGAAAGAGUUUCGAGAUUUUAUGAUACGAAAUGGAAUUAAGCAAAUCUUCUCAAGUCCGUAUCAUCCGUCCUCUAAUGGUGAGGCUGAAAGAAAUGUGCGUACCUUCAAAACUGCACUGAAAACUUUAAAAAGAUUACCUGGAACACUGAAUCAGAAGUUGGCAUCGUUCUUAUUAACUUAUCGAACAACGCCACAUUCUACAACGAAAUGUACUCCAGCUGAAUUAUUCAUGAAAAGAAGACUGAGAACAAGAUUAGAUUUAAUGAAACCUAAUUUGAGUAAUUCGAUGCAGAAAAGAACAACUCCAGUGCAAAAGCCUAUUAGAAAUCUGGAAGUUGGAAAUCGUGUUCAAGUUCGUGAUUAUAGAGAUCCAAACCGAAAAUGGAUUCAUGGAGUAAUCUUAAAGAAGUUGAGUCCUGUAACCUAUCGUGUAAAAGUUGGUUCAAUGAUCUGGAAAAGACAUAUUGAUCAAAUAUUGGACAUGUCUAAAGUGAAAUUAGAGAAAUCAUAUGAUAGUAGUUUGGAUGAUGACGUUUCAUUGCCUUCUGUGUUUCCAAAUACUGAUGUAAUUGAUCCUAAUGUUGAUAUCCCUAGUACUAAUGAAAAUUUACCUGUUAAUCCUAAUGUUAGUACUGAAAGUGAAACCCAGUGCCCUGAUGAAACAUCUGUUGAAAUUUCACGUUAUCCAAAACGUCUUAGGGUUAAGCCUGAGCGGUUGAUUGAAACAAUGUAA